AUGGGCACGACAUUCUCAAUGAAGAACCGGCGUGUGGGCGCGGUGGCGGAGGUACCCGGUUCUACCGAGACCCUCGGUGGGCCUCGGAGAAAGGACAGGUGCGGGAAUCCGGGCCCAUCCAGCCCCUUCCCCGGCUGGGGCGCGGUCUGGCGGGACCCCCGCGGGAGCGAGAAAAGGCCCAAAGGUGGGGGCUGCGCACUAUCCCCAGGCCCGAGGCAGAGCCCCGCGGAGGCGCAGGCCCAACCUUCGUGUGGUGUCAUCGGGCUGGUGGCCUUGUACCUGGUGUUCGGUUAUGGAGCGUCUCUCCUCUGCAACCUGAUAGGAUUUGGCUACCCAGCCUACGUCUCAAUUAAAGCCAUUGAGAGUCCUAACAAAGAAGAUGAUACCCAGUGGCUGACCUACUGGGUAGUGUACGGUGUGUUCAGCAUUGCCGAGUUCUUCUCUGAUCUCUUCCUGUCAUGGUUCCCCUUCUACUACAUGCUGAAGUGUGGCUUCCUGUUGUGGUGCAUGGCCCCGAGCCCUUCUAAUGGGGCUGAACUCCUCUAUAAGCGCAUCAUCCGUCCUUUCUUCCUGAAGCAUGAGUCCCAGGUAGACAGUGUGGUGAAGGACCUGAAAGACAAAGCCAAAGAAACUGCAGAUACCAUCACUAAAGAAGCCAAGAAAGCUACCGUGAAUUUACUGGGUGAAGAAAAGAAGAGCACCUAAAUCAUUGACUGGAUGAAACCUUUCUGCCCUCUCUGUACCUUCGUAUUAGAGCUUGAUGUUAUAUUAGGGACUGUGGUAUCAUCUUAAUGUUGCCUUGAAAACAUUUUUGAUAUAUUAAAAAAUGGAAUGUGUUGUAAGUUUUUUUGCUUACUUUUGCUGUCUGUAUACAUAGAGGGAGCAUUUUAAUUUAAACUUAAUGCAGUGGGUACUGUCCAAAAUUUUGGAAAAUAUAUUUUGCCUCUGGGUAGGAAAUAUUAUGUUACUAUCCUGUGGGAAAUGUAAACUUAAAAUUAUAUAUCCCACAAGCUCUGUACUUCACUGGCUCACUUUGCAUGCACUUUCUCUGUACUUAAAUUUAGGAUAACCUUUGUGGUUCUACUUCAUGUAAUGUACAAUUUUAUAUAAUUCUUAAAUGUUUUUAAUGUAUUUGUGCAUCUAUAUAGGGAAAGGUUACUGUCUGACUAUAACAUGCAUAAUGCUCACAGGGAAGGGGGCAGGAAAAAGCUGUAUAUGCCAUUUAUAACCACCUACCAAAAUCUGGAAGGUACCAUUGUGCUACUGUGAUGUACUAAAUAAUCCUUAAGAAAAUACAAAUGGUAAUAUUCAAAUGAACAAAGUGAGAAGUGAGGUUGAAUGGAGGUUGGCCUGGUUGUUUUCCUAAUAUCAUAGCACCUGAAUACCAGGAGAGCUUUGUAAAGCAGUUAGUGACUCUAGUGAUAAAUGGCAAAAUUUACACACAUCAGUAACCUAUACCUGUCAGUUCUCUGUAGAACUAGGAACUGUGUCUUAUCUGCUUAUAAGCUUUAGAUUUGCCCAUUUUUAAGAUGUUAAAAUAGAAACCAUUCCUGGUUUUUCCUUCAAAGCUGA
This is a messenger RNA of Galeopterus variegatus (Sunda flying lemur), 1572 nucleotides long. RefSeq names its product receptor accessory protein 5 (gene REEP5). Bases 1 to 705 code for a protein of 234 amino acids. The transcript has 6 exons. The record is from RefSeq and is a predicted model, not a curated record. NCBI's taxonomy places the organism in Eukaryota, Metazoa, Chordata, Mammalia, Dermoptera, Cynocephalidae.